AUGAUUAAGCCGCCUGCGAUGGGCGUCUUUGCCCGUGACCCUCCUCCAGUUGGCAGAGGCGGCGCAUCGUCAUCUUUAUCCAACUCGCAGCUGGGUCCGUUACCCUCCGAUAUUGUGCACCCGCUUCCAUCGUCAUCAGCCUUGUCCACCAUGCCCACCCAUCAAUCCACCUCCCAUCCCGUCUUACCAGACGACGAAGCUGCUCAGAACGACGACGACGACGACCAAGGCACCGUCGACGAAGAAGCGGGCGUCAUUCGCUGUAUAUGUGGAUGCGACGAUGACGACGGCUUCACCAUCCAGUGUGAUAGGUGUCUUGUAUGGCAACAUUGCGCUUGCUUCGGCAUGUCACAGGCUUCGGUACCCGAAGAGUACCUCUGCGAGCAGUGCGAACCGCGUCCUGUCGACGUCGUCUUUGCCCAAGCGCACCAGCAGAAGCGCAAGAACAACGAGGCCCGAAAGGCGCUCAUGGAUCGCAACCUCAAACGUCACCAACAAGCGCUCGCCUCCACCACCACUUACACCCAUUCACAUCUCCCCCAAGACGCUGUUUCCUCGCCCACUAGCGCUGCACAUCCGCUUACCUCUGCACUGUCUGCCGAUGUGCCCUCUUUGACACUUCACCAAAACCCCCAGCCCUCCUCCUCCUCCUCUUCCUCCUCCAUCUCACCAUCAACCACCACAGCCGCUCGUGCACGCAAACCCAGCCAGGCACUCGACCUUUCCAACACGCAAUUCGUCGUCCCAGAGCUUCCAGCCAGUGCAGCCAGCGCAAGCACCGCACACAGAGGCGGCAAGCAACGCAGAGGUCCCAAAGCGUCUCGUAGAGGCCAUGACACGCCUUCGUCGGUUUCAACUCCUGUUCGCGGCGUCUUCACCCCUGGCAGCUCUCACGACCGCGCAGAGGACCCUUUCGACCUCGCAGACCAACUCGAGGCUUGGCACGUCGAGUUCACCCCCAUCGCCAAAAACAUUGUCGUGGACCCCUCCAUACUCGAUACCCUUGCCACUGCCAUACUGGAUUGGGAAGACGCAAGUCCACUAAAAGCCGUUCCUGGUCCAGCCGGUCGCCUCCUCGUUCCCACAGCACCUCGAGCAUCCACCAGCACCAAACCCUCGCAUCUCGAUUCAAUUCUUCCCUCCUCCUCCUCCUCCUCCUCCUCCACUUUGCCCUCAUCACCUUCCUCUUCCCCGCUCGCGCUUGCCUCUCCAGGUCCCGACGCAGAGCCCCUCGCUAUCUCUGCCGUUGGUCAAGAAUGCGUCCCUGUCGAACUUGCCGGUCCUUCUUUGGCUGAUCUUGCUUGCAGAACGUACGUCAGGCACAUCUCUGAAUCUGCUUCGGCAGGUGUCUUUACCAACCUUCUUUACGUCAACAACUCGGCCGAUGAGCCACAACGCUCCUGGUGUGCCUCACGCGCCUUUUCCAGACCCGUCAUGCAUGGUCUUUUCGCUGAAGCUUCCAUUCCUGCCGGUGCUUUCAUCUCUGAGCUCCGUGGCGAGAUUUACAGUGCCGACACAUACCGCAACAACCCCAUCAACCAGUAUGCCGCUUUGGGCGCAACCAAGCCCCACGUCCAUCUUCUUCCACCCCCCCUCAACCUCGCCAUUGACGCUCGCAGAUUCGGAAACGAAGCCCGCUUCGCACGAUACAGCUGUCAUCCCAAUGCUGUCCUUCGUCCCAUCCUCUUUGAUCCCACCGGUCAACCUUCGGCUCGCUCUCACGCCAGCUCAAGAGCGCAGUCGCCUGCUCCAUCUUUCACCUUGUCUGCUCUGCCUCGCAAACACGCCGACACGCCUCCUGCCGAGUCUCGCUCCGACGAGCCCCAACUUUUCUUUGGACUUUUUGCCCUUACCGAUAUUCCCCGAACCCACGAAAUCACGGUGGGAUGGGAAUGGGAUGACGCGCACAUUGUCCACUUUUUGCCACAACUCGUCCAGGAAUCAUACCUCGAAUCGCGUCAGGGGCAUGUCGAUGCCGACCAGCACACAGCCAACAUGCAGUCCCUUGACGAUGGCGAAACUGGGUGUGGGAGUAACGAAGCCAUCGCCAAACGUAAUGAUCGCAAGGACGAUACAUCGACCCAGACUCGCAUCGACAAGUCCGACCAUAACUCUGCUCCCUCUGAUGUGGAUGCUGAUGACGAUGACACGCGUUCCCUCGCCUCUUCACUCACUGACCCCAUGUCUGGCCUGAGCGACAACGACACGAUAAGCGAAGACGAAGACCAUGAUCUCAUGGAUGCACUACAGGCCGCCGCCGAUGGCCUACACCCGCAUCGACGAUCUGCCAAAGGCGGUGACGCUAACGCUGUCGAUACCGAACUCUCGGGUCUCUUCCUGCUGCCUCCCAAGAAGCGCUCCAUGCGCACCCGCAUCAAGGCAGUCGUGGUACCUUCCGAUGAUGACAGCGCUACCAACGAGGAUAUUGAAGGCGAAGACGACGCCACGGUUCAGAACAAGUCUGUCAAGGCAAGACGCUCCGCAGAGAUGGCGCCCAAGUCCAAGUCGGCUACUAAGCGCAAAGGCAAGCUCGAUGCUGCGCGUACAGCCUUGCACUUCUCCUCCGAUGAAGACAAGCACUUUGACGACUCAUCUGCAGCCAUCCCCGCCAGGAAGCGCAGAAAGGCUGGAAACAUUGCGGAUCCCAGCUCGCCACUCUCUUCCGUCCCAUCGCCCAGCUCGGACACUUCCAUGCCCGGUUCGCCCCCUGACCUGCCACGUCUGUCGGUCAAGCAUCGCUUCGAGAACGAGCGGCGUCUGUCGGACAUCGAGCUGGCCAAGAAAAAACGUGCCGCCAAGCGUGGACAAGAUAGCAGAGCCAAGACCUCCCAGUCUCGCCCCAAAGAGUCGGCCUCGAAGCGUCGCAAACGCGAAGAGGCUCGUAUUCACCGCAACGCCAUUCUGGAUCUUGGAGACACAGAAUCCAGCGAAGAAGGUCUCUCAGUGGACGACGAGCUGGACGGCGACCAGCAGCAUCGACACGAUGAUGGAGACACGACGAUGGCUGACGUUGAAAGUCGCACGUCGACCACGUCGACGCCGCGCAUGUCCCACAAGAGUCUUGGUCCUCGAGGCACAGAUAUCACGAACGAAGCACAGGCAGCCAGCGACACGACCUUGCUCCAGAAGACCAACAAGGAAACGCUCCCAAAGCCUUCUACAACGGAAGAUCCCAAGUCUGCACAGAGCGAGGCGACCAUUAAGGCGAAAAAGGUGCGACGCAUCUUGUCCGAUUCGGAAGCAAGUGCUGACGAAGAGACAGCUCAUCCUGCUGCCUCUACGCCCACUACAGCCGACGAGUAUCAGACGUCUCAAGCUCGCGCGAAGCAGUCUGAUGAACCAGAUCGAGCUAACCUAGAGUCAACCGACGCCACCGCUGACGCGAGACCCAAGUUCGAGGAAGACGCAGUGACUCAAGAUGCCAUCACAUCCGGCCAAGCGUCUGCAGCGACGCCAACACCGGUCGCCCAGGUCAAGAAGGAAGAGCCUAGAGUCAAGCUCUCUCUCGCCGAGUACAAGCGUCGGCUCGCCGAACGCCGCGUGUCGGAGCAACAGAGUGCACAAUCGAAACCUCCUCUCACCCCUGUGACGCCUACCCCUGCUACGCCAACGUCCGACGUUGCGCCAAUGCCUUCACCAGCGAUCGAAAGGAGUGAGCCUCCACCGCCUGCUCCGGCUCGAUCAUCGCAAUCGACCUUGACGCCAGCCGAGACCGUCGCGACUUGCACAAGCCUGGCGCCACCGUCGACCACCGCCGUGUCAGACGCUGUCGAGACAAGCAUGACGCCAGCAUCAGCGCCACGAGCCAUGCUAUUUACCUCCAUCUCGGCACCAACAGCCAUUCGCUCGGUCGAGAUCCCAAAAUCGCCCUCGCCAGAACCUACGACGAAUCCGUCAGCACAGCAGCAACAGAGCAGUGUCCCGCUAGUCAGUCCAUCGAAGGAACUGGGUACAGUGCACACCGAAGAGACAGAUACGACCGUCACAGUCGAUUCUGGCGCCAGCAGCAACAUGGUUGGCCCCGCAUCCUCACCAGCCUCCAAUACCAGCACCCUUCCACUUGCAGCUGCUGGUGCUGACACACCAGCAUUGCUGAUGCGUCUAGAAACACGUCAAAACCGAGCCUCGUCGGUUUCCCAGCAGCCAGCUACUGUCGAGCAAACUGGCUCAAUGGGUAGUACGGCUGCAAUUGCAGAUGCAGAUGGAUUUGCCAGACCUCUUACGACCAGCACCGGACAAACCACCACGCCGACAGCGACCACGUGGGGAGCAUCAACGCCGCUCCGAUCUCCCUCGUUUGGAGCAACGCGCACGCAAACAGGAGGCCGUAUGCCGCCUUCGCCGUCCACUUUGACGAGCUUCAACCCUCCUAAGGCACCUCGCGCCUUCAUGAGUCCUCCUGGUACGAAUCUACCGCCUCCAUCGAUGGCACCGGCCUCCAGCAUUGCCACCAGUGCCAGCGCGGCAGCGUCGUCGUCGUCUGCAACGCCGACCAUUGCGGCACCAUCCAUCACUUCCACGCCAGCACGGAUCGGAACUUCCGGUGCAGCGAUCGGAGUGGCCAAUACACCGUCUACGGCGAGCUCCGCAAGUUCGGCGGCAUCGUCGCGCUACCCUGCGCUUAGUCACACAUCGCCUACGCCAGCCUCCACAGCACUGCCUGCCAGCUCGGCCGGCUAUCCGCCACGCAAUUUUGCCGGGGUGCCCAAAGCCCCAGCCAGCAUGCGCGACACGGACCCGCGUGCAGAAGCGUGGGCAGAGGCACGAGAGGCGCGCGAAGCGCGGGAUGCACGCGGCGACUACGCGCCCCGUCACCACGACCCGAUGCGAGAAGGCGGUGCUAGCCGUGACAUGGGUUGGGGCGAGCGAUCGCGCGAGCCUGUUGGCAUGGGGGAACGCGAACCCAUGCGAGGCGGAUGGGGUCGCGAUCGUCGAGACCUUGCACAUGCUAGGGCGGGGUAUGGCAGGGACGACCGUGUUUAUGGCCGCGAUGAUCUGGCCCCAGGUGGCAGCAGUGUCAGCAGUGAAGUUGCAGGCGGCAGUUCGAGCGCUGGUCUUGCGGAUCGACUCGAAUCGCACGCACACUCACACGUGCACUCUCACUCGCAUUCGCACUCGCACUCGCACUAUGGCCCGUAUCGCCGUCCCUCUGUGACAGAGUACGACAAUGCCGUGCGAGGAGGCCCUGUCUCGCCGUAUGAUCGACCGUCCGAUCCAUACAAUCGAGGCAUUGGAAUCCGCGGUCGAAGCUUGGUUCUAGGUGGUGGUGGCCUGAAUGCCUCGGGUGCCAAUAGCAGUGGAGUUCCACCACCACCACCACCAGCAGCAGCAGCAGCGGUUGCUGGUCGCGACAAUGCAAGGGUAGGUGAUUAUCGAGACUAUGACGAUCUGGCAGGCGGAGGUGGCGGUCCACCACCCGGUCACACAUUGUACCCGCGUGGCGGCUUCAGGAGCAGCGGCGGCGGUGGCUGGGGUGGCAGAGGUCGUGCUCGUGGUGGCGGCAGAGGUGGCCAUCUUGAAGGAGGUGGCAGGGGACGCGGAGGAUGGAUGCGUUGA
Mycosarcoma maydis (corn smut) is the source of this 5556-nucleotide messenger RNA. RefSeq lists its product as uncharacterized. Gene Ontology annotation, molecular function: aspartic-type endopeptidase activity; protein binding. The transcript has 2 exons. Gene Ontology annotation, biological process: regulation of transcription by RNA polymerase II; proteolysis. Gene Ontology annotation, cellular component: NSL complex. NCBI's taxonomy places the organism in Eukaryota, Fungi, Basidiomycota, Ustilaginomycetes, Ustilaginales. The record is from RefSeq and is a predicted model, not a curated record. Bases 1 to 5556 code for a protein of 1851 amino acids.